This is a messenger RNA of Aspergillus campestris IBT 28561, 1777 nucleotides long. RefSeq names its product tRNA threonylcarbamoyladenosine dehydratase. NCBI's taxonomy places the organism in Eukaryota, Fungi, Ascomycota, Eurotiomycetes, Eurotiales, Aspergillaceae. Gene Ontology annotation, molecular function: tRNA threonylcarbamoyladenosine dehydratase activity; ubiquitin-like modifier activating enzyme activity. The coding region runs from base 84 to 1619 and encodes 511 amino acids. The transcript has 3 exons. Gene Ontology annotation, cellular component: mitochondrial outer membrane. The record is from RefSeq and is a predicted model, not a curated record. Gene Ontology annotation, biological process: cyclic threonylcarbamoyladenosine biosynthetic process.
AUUAGACCUGAAUAUAUGAUGGUCUGACUGUCCUACAGCUUUCUUGAAUUGUCCGUGUCGAAAUUGGAGGAACAACGUGAAGAAUGUCUUCCUGGAUCCAGCGUCACGCCAACACCCACCAGUCUCAACUGGCGGCGACCGCUGUUAUCUCGGGCGCCGCCGUUGCAGGCGCAAUACUGGGAUACCAAACAUACCGCCGGAAGGAAGCAGUCAAAGGGCUCAAGGCUUCGAUUCCCGAUAUCAACGAGCGCCACCAUGCUGAACCUCUCACCGAGUAUGGGACUGCGCCCGCGCCCAUGAGCAAGGAGGACGAACGCAGCGCGGCUCUCGCGCGCAGGGCACAAGAAGGGGACUACGAUGAUGACCUUAUCCUCGAACAACUCGCGCGCAACCGCGUUUUCCUCGGCGACGAAGGCCUCGAGAAACUCCGGUCGGCGUUCAUUAUCGUUGUCGGCUGCGGCGGUGUUGGAUCACACGCUGUAGCUUCCUUGACACGGUCAGGUGCGGCCAAGGUCCGGCUCAUCGACUUCGACCAGGUCACCCUAUCCUCUCUGAACCGACACGCCGUCGCCACUCUCGCCGACGUGGGAACACCAAAGGUGCACUGCAUUCGCCGGAGACUGGAACAGAUUACCCCGUGGGUGCGGUUCGACUGCCGGAACGAGCUCUUCAACGGAUCCGCCGCGGAGGAUCUCCUAGCUCCGUGGAGCAUGGACGACAGCGACCAGGGUCGGAAACCGGACUACGUGCUGGACUGCAUCGACAACAUCGGCUCCAAGGUCGAACUGCUCCACUACUGCCACCAACACUCGAUCCCCGUGAUCUCGUCCAUGGGCGCCGGGUGCAAGUCGGACCCCACACGCGUCACGGUGGCCGACAUCUCGGCCGGCACAGACGACCGGUUGUCGCGCAGCACGCGGCGGCGCCUGAAGGCGCUCGGCGUCAGCACGGGGAUCCCAGUUGUUUUCUCCACGGAGCGAUCAGGCCCGGGCAAAGCCAGCCUUCUCCCCCUGUCCGCGGAUGAGUUCUCCAAGGGCGAGGUCGGCGAGCUAAGCGUGCUGCCUGAUUUCCGGGCGCGCAUCCUGCCCGUCCUGGGGACACUGCCUGCUGUCUUCGGGUACACCCUCGCCAACCACGUUAUCUGCGACCUGGCGAACUACCCGAUCGAUUAUAGCCUGGGCGGGAAGGGCCGCGACAAGGUCUACGAUAGCGUGCUGGGCACUCUACAGGGCCUGCACGAGCGCCUGGCCCGGCUGCAGGUUGGCCACCAAGUAGUGGGACUGCGCUUGCCCCUGACGAGGGACGACGUCGGAUACCUCCUGGACGAGAUCUACCACGGGAAGAGCGUGGUGACGGGCCUGCCUAGCAAGCCUGCUCUUGUUCCCUGGCAGCGACCGGCUCGGGGCUGGGGUCCGGACCCUGAAUGGGAGAAGGAGGGACAGAAGUUUGUUCCGAUCCAGUUGAAGGACUUCGUGUGCAUGACGAAGGAAGAAGCGGCGCGGCAUGAGAAGAACGUGUUGCUGGGUGACAAGACGGUGGAGGAGAUGUAUGACCGGAGCGUGGUUGAGAAGGUCAAUGAGCGACGGAAGGAGUUGGAGGCGUAUGAGAAGGAUGUGUGAUGAGUUUAGUGAUUAACGAGUUUGAUGUAUAUUAAAAUGUAUAGACACGAUGGUGCUUAUAUCUGCCACCUCGCUUUACUUCGUGGCUUGAGCGUGUUCAAUAUGGGGAGGUGUAUAUGAUAUUGUGUCCGACGCUCAGUUGUCUGACCUUCAUCUUG